Molecule: messenger RNA, 1305 nt
Organism: Musa acuminata AAA Group (dessert banana)
Lineage: Eukaryota; Viridiplantae; Streptophyta; Magnoliopsida; Zingiberales; Musaceae
Product: NAC transcription factor NAM-B2-like
Exons: 1
Coding region: 1-1305 (434 amino acids)
Biological process (GO): regulation of DNA-templated transcription
Molecular function (GO): DNA binding
Source: RefSeq, a predicted model, not a curated record
AUGGAGCCCGUCGACCUCGUUCCGUCAGGCUACAGAUUCGUUCCCACGGCGGAUGAACUCGUGGUCGACUACCUCGCCAACUGGGUCGCCGGCAAACCACUCCCUGGCCGCGCUGUCGCCUUCGCCGACGUCUACGGCACCGAGCCGUGGAAUCUUCUCGGCAGCGAUCGGAUGGAGGGCUAUUUCUUUGCGGACCGCCAGCCCAAGGCCAGCGGCGGCUCGCGCGUGGAACGAACGGCCGGCACCGGUUCUUGGCUUCUGAACAGAAGGCAAGAACCCGUCAAGUCCAUCGUCGACGGGCGCGAGAUGGUGGUGGGAAGAAGAAGCUACCUUUCCUUCAAGGACGGCCGGCGGAAGAACUCCGGGUGGGUAAUGUAUGAAUACGAGAUGUGUUCAUCCACCUUCGAGACACGAGUUCUCUGUCACGUGAAGAAGAGCUCGUAUCAACCCAUCUCCGACGGCAAGUUCAUGAAAACGGUUGAGUCCACGUUCACGGAGGCCGCGACGGAGACGCUCACCGGCGGCAGCAGUUUCGUUGGGCAGAAGAGAAAUAGAGAGGAAUCUUCUAUACUCUCAUCAGCAGCACCCAAGAAGCCAUGCCGGGGGUUGGUUGCACAUUCCAACGGAGCAUUCCAGUCCGACGUCUCACCACCUCCAACCGCGGUGUUGCAACAGCUCUUAUUGGCUCCCGUCGUGACAAUCCCGGAGAGUCGUCUUUCCUCCAUCGACUCCGUGGCACCGAACGAAGCCGGAGUCCCAGCCGCCUCCCCAUCUUCAACGGACGUUGGUGGAGGUGACCUCGGGAUAACUGCGGAAGAACUCGAAGCAUUUGACCUCGGGAUAACUGCGGAGGAGAUCGAAGCAUUCUUGGCUUCGUCUUCGUCGUCGGUCGAUCUUGGCGGUGAGCAGCACUGCACCGACGAUGCUUUCUUUACCAGAGAGGUUGAUGCUCUCUUGAUGUCCGAUGCCACCGACACAGCCUCGACUACCAUCCCCAAGGCCUCGCCGUCAGGCCCCUUCUUCACGAGCCUGGAAGAGGUCCAUGCCUUCUUGAUGUCCGAUGACACUUUCAUUGCCUCGACUACGAUCCCAGGGGCCUCGCUAUCAUCCGAGUUGCAAGCCUGCUUGAUGUCUGAUUCGACCACGGUCGAAAAGGCUUCGACGUCAUCGUCGAACGACUCUGUUGGGUGUGCGCAGACGGAGAACAUAGACGACGACGACGGCUUGCUGCAAGAGAUUGAAGCCCUCAUGAAGUUCGAUGACACCCCAAUGGAUUCGACUAUGAUCCCGUGGUUGGAGCAGUAG